Molecule: messenger RNA, 387 nt
Organism: Phragmites australis (common reed)
Lineage: Eukaryota; Viridiplantae; Streptophyta; Magnoliopsida; Poales; Poaceae
Product: adenosine kinase 2-like
Exons: 4
Coding region: 1-387 (128 amino acids)
Biological process (GO): purine ribonucleoside salvage
Cellular component (GO): nucleus; cytosol
Molecular function (GO): adenosine kinase activity
Source: RefSeq, a predicted model, not a curated record
AUGAUUACUUCUCAGUGGAUGCUUCAAAUUCCUGGUGCAACAAGUUACAUAGGUUGCAUUGGGAAGGACAAGUUUGGUGAGGAGAUGAAGAAAAAUGCACAAGCUGCUGGUAUUAAUGCCCAUUGUUACGAGGAUGAAAAUGCCCCAGUGGGCACAGGCACAUGUGCUGUCUGUGUUGUUGGUGGUGAAAGAUUACUUAUUGCAAACUUGUCUGCGGCAAACUGCUACAAGUCUGAACAUCUGAAGAAACCAGAGAACCCCCAACUCGGAAAUGAGCAACCUGCUAUCAAAGACAGUUCUACACUGCCAGCAUAUCAAAACUCGUUACCAGAGGAAACUAACACAACUGAGAACAUAAGAGCACACAUACAGGGAUCACACAGAUGA